Molecule: messenger RNA, 1317 nt
Organism: Phytophthora sojae
Lineage: Eukaryota; Oomycota; Peronosporomycetes; Peronosporales; Peronosporaceae
Exons: 5
Coding region: 1-1317 (438 amino acids)
Biological process (GO): chromate transport
Molecular function (GO): chromate transmembrane transporter activity
Source: RefSeq, a predicted model, not a curated record
AUGGCUCGCCUCGAGACCAAGCCGCUGCUGCCCCUGGGCAACGAUCACUCGCUGCACUGCGGCGAGUCGUUCGCUCGGCGUCUGCUGUCCAUCCCGCGCGAAGUGAUCCCGCUGUCGUUGUUCGCCUUCGGGGGGCCGCCGGCUCACCUCGCGCUGGCCCACGACCGAUUCGUGUACAAGCACAAGUGGCUGACUGAUGAGAGGUUCCUCGAGGUGUUGUCCAUCGCCUCGGCAAUCCCCGGCCCGUCGUCGACUAUGACUAUUGCAGCCAUGGGACUAUUCCGAGCUGGCCCAUUGGGCGGGCUGCUCGCGCUCUUCUUCUGGGUGUUGCCUAGCUGGAUCAUUAUGACCAUCGCAGGCUUCGGGGCCAAGUCGUAUCUCCAAGAUGGCUUGCCCGUGUGGCUGAGUGGCCUGGCCCCGGCCGCCGUGUCGAUUGUCGUGAUUGCGGCUGUCCGGCUGUGGCAAAAAGCCUGCGAGGACGACACGGCCAAGAAUUUUGUUGCUGCGGUGUCUGCAUGUGCGAUCUUAGCGACUCAAGGCAUGUCGUCGCUGAUCUUCCCCGGAGUCAUGGCGGCGGGCGGGCUUACCAUCUUGCUAUCGACCAUGUGUGGCUACUUGCAAGCGCCACUUUCCAAUGAACGUGUCACCUCUAGCCACCUGGAAAGGCAAAUCGGCAUCCAUCCCGUUGCUGGAGUGCUGAUCGUGCUCUUCUGGCUCGUGGUGCUGGUAUUGCUUGAAGUGUACCACCCGCAGGAUGGAGGCGAGCACUCGCUUCUCUCGCUGUUCUACACAUUCUACUGGAUCGGAUCCAUUAUCUUCGGCGGUGGCCAAGUGAUGCUCCCCAUGUUGCUGGACAAUGUCGUGAUGGCCGGAUGGGUCUCCAAGGAGCAGUUCUUGAUCGGCCUCGCUUUGGUGCAAUCCCUGCCAGGACCGCUGUUCAACAUCUCGGCGUAUCUCGGGGCGCUCAUCUACGGUAUUCCAGGGGCGAUCGUAGCAAGUACGGGACUCUUCGGCCCUGGCAUCGUCCUCUUCUUCGGCUUGCUUCCGCUGUGGGAACGUGUCCGUAGCAACACAAGCUUGAAGAUCUUCCUGUCCGGGGUUAUCGCUUCAUCGACGGGCCUCAUUGUGGCCUCCUUCUUCUUGCUGUGGGAUAAGGCGGUGCAUUCAAACGCAAACGCAGCGGUGGGACUCGCGACUGCGUUGAUGGUGGGGAUUUUCCAAGUGCCUACGUCGAUCGCGAUCAUCAUUGGAGCCAUUUUGGGUUUUCUACUCUCCUCAGAGGUGUUUGGUAUCGGCCAGAAAGAUUUCUGCAGCUGA